UGAAAGGCCAGGCUUCACUCCCCGGCCCUGGCUGGAGCUGGGCGGUUCUGUCUUUCCAGUCCUUUGUCUUUACCACUAGGCCGCAUUCCUCCCCCCACCGAAAAAGUUGGAAGGAACAAGUGACUGAAAAUAAGCGGACAUUGUUAAGCAGACCAUUUCAGUGGGGUCAUUUUACCCUCCCCGGCUGGCUUUGUAAAGUACCAUCCCCUCUCGGUUCCCCUCCUGUUUGCGGAGUACAUUGUUUAUUCCUUCGCCAAGCCUUUCUGUAGCCCCCUAAGCAUACACAGUGUUACGCAACCCAGAACAAAAUGCACCAUGUGCCCCAGAGCUCAGAGAGUCAUGGGAGUGCCUGUGGGGAAUAAACUCUGGAUCUGCAGAUUAAACUACUGAUCUCUGCCAUCCCCCCUGCCUUCCAUGCACGCACACCCCCACGUGCUGCUCUUUUUACUCAUGGAAGAGCUUUUACUAGUGAUCCCCUUUGGUGGGUGUGUUUUGUAACCGUAACUUUCAUCCCUUAUGUUUAGGUUGGAUUUUGCAUGUUGCCCUGUUCUCCCUGCCAGAAGGCAGCUCGUAGGAGUGGGGUGAUUUCUGUGCCAGACAGGAAGCAGCAGCUGGAGCAGCUCUUGAGCCAAGGUGACUUCCUUGAAAGGUCAGCUGAGUGCAUUGGAAGAGAGACAAUGGCCCAGGAAACGAAUCAAACACAGGUGCCUAUGCUGUGUACUACAGGCUGUGGAUUCUACGGCAGCCCUCGGACCAAUGGAAUGUGUUCGGUUUGCUAUAAAGAGUAUCUACAAAGACAACAGAGCAGUGGCCGGAUAAGCCCCCCAGCAGCAAAUUGUCCCAGCAGCAGCCCUGUGGCUUCUGACUCUAUCCCAGGGCAAGGCCCAGAGGGAGACCCCACGCCUGAAGAUGUGAAAGCCAGCUCUCAGAGUCCUGUGACCCAUCAGAUGACGGCCAUGAGCAUAUCCAGAGAGGAGACCAGCAGCGAGACGGUCGGACACAGCAACACAGAAGAAACUUCACCGGUGUCUUCCUCAUCAGGGACCCUCCUUGAAAUAUCCCAGAACUCCUCAGAGGGGGAGAAGGCUGAAGAAAAACCCAAACAGAAGAAGAAUCGCUGUUUCACGUGCCGGAAGAAGAUCGGGCUAACUGGCUUCGACUGCCGCUGCGGGAACCUGUUCUGUGGCAUCCACCGGUACUCCGACGUGCACGGCUGCCCCUAUGAUUACAAGGCGGAGGCGGCCGAGAAGAUCCGCAAGGAGAACCCCAUCAUCGUGGCAGAGAAGAUCCAGAAGUUGUGAAGGAAGCUGAGCACUUGAGCCGUGCGACUCGGCACUCCCCCUCCCCACCCUUCUUCCCAAGGUGUCUGGGAUCCAGCCAGGACGGGAGGAGACUCAGCCGCCCAGCGGCUCCUUCCCCUCCUCACUUCCCCUCCUCAAAGCAUCGCCCGGCUGACCUGGGUUGGGGAUCCGCCCCCUGCCCCCGAUGUUCCGAACUUUGGACUUGUCUUCCAGUGGAGCUGCCUGUUCCUCUAGCAGCCCCCGGCUUGGCAAACUCCCGGCAGUCUGCUGCGAGCAUCCGUGAGUCACUGCAGCGCCCCGGUCUCUCCGCCCACUCACAGGUGGCGCAAGGAGUCUCGGCCGCCAGCUCCUCUCCCUCGAGGCAGAGUGUCUCACACCCAGAAAAAGGAUUCUGCAUUUUCAGCCCUGAAUUUUCUCCCCUGCCUCGUAAGAAGCUGGUGGGGUUGGGAGGGGCUUGUUAAGCAGCGGCUGAUGGUCCAGCUGAGUUGGCUCACGGCUCGCAGACACUGCAGCAAAGCGAGUUCCAUCCACGAGCGAGGACCGUUAAGGAAAGACAUGUAAAUUCCUCUUGCCUUUCCCUAGGCUGUGUCGGAUGGCUGGCUGCCCUGGCCUUGUGUUCCAGGCUGGUUGUGGGCGGCUUCCCGAGCCCCACCAGAGCCCACACGCCGGUAACCCCUCCACCCUUCCCACUCUUUACCUUCUGCCUUAUCGUAUGAUUCUCUCUUAUCAGGGUUGUGCACAAAGCCGGACCAGCAACCCCCCCCUUUGCUGCACGCAUGCAAAUCUCAGAGAUCUCUCUCCCCCCUCCCGGCCUCGCUGAUAUUCAGUGAGACUCUCUCGAGUGGGUGGGUCUGGUGGGAAAUCACACCGAGCUGCUGACCUCUCCCAGCCCCCUACUUGUCCCCAGGGGGUAGCCGGAGUAGUGGAGCCUCAGCUGUUGUAAAUCAGCUGAAUAUGCCUGCUAAGGCACUUGCGCUGUUCUGUCCCAUACAAGUGUCCCCUCCUCCCAAGCCGUUCCCAGAUGUGCAUCCAAUGGGGCUGAUUAUGGGCACCUUUGGGUGCCAGAUUGAGGUGCUGGUCCUGGCAUCACGGAGGGAAACUCCCAGCAUCAGGGCUCUUGACGGGAUGUGAAAAGAGGGUUUGGGUUUGGGAUGGGGGUGCGGGGUGAAAUCCUCUCCUGUGCAGAGAGCCAGCCCCACACCUGUGCGCCACUGGAAUUCGCUAUCAUUCUUGUGCUGAGCGGGGCUUGGCCUGUGGGCCCUGGGCCGGCUCUCCGCAGCGGUGGGAAUUUCACCCAGGACACGCUGUAGCUAUUGCCGCAGGAAUCUGCCUUGUGGGAGCUUUCGGAGGGGAGUGUUGGGGGUGGCUCCUUCUGGUCUGUUCUCCACAAGGCCCAACAAACAGAACCAGCCGUGAGUUCUAGGAGCCGCAAACGUGACACGAGCCCCUGGAGCACAAGGCAGCUGAGAUGCCUCUGCCCCGCUUCGAAACUCUCCCAUGUGAUCAACUUGUUUCCUUCAGCAUGGACUUUCCAGGAACGGUGCGGAGAGCAGUUCAGGUCCCUGGGCCAGGCUCAGCGGCUGUACAGUGACAGUGAAAUGUGCGAGGCCGUGGCCCGUUCACAUCAGCUGCGAAGAAAGAUUUUUAAUUUUUCUACCUGGAGCCAGCCAGCUCGGUCGCUCUCUUCGUGGCCUCGCAGCGUCCCCUACCGAAGGUACCAAGGGGAAAUUAUUCAAGGGCUACAUUCUGGGCUCACUAACCCUGGUGUAAAUCCAGCGUAACAGCGGAGCUAGAGCCUGAUUCACUAGUGCCUCUCGCCAGGCUCAUGCUGGUGAAACUCCAGUGAUCUGCCUGGCGCUCCCGCCUGAAACAAGCAACGUGUUGAUGAAUCUGAGCCUUGUGUGCAAAUCCAGAGCAGCUCCACUGACCAGCGCAGGCCCGCUGGGCUAGCGCCGCUGGUGGGAACUGACCAGCUUACACCAGCUAAGGAUUCGGCCAGGAGCCCAAAUCCCUGGGCACGCUCCUGAUUUCAUAGCAAAUUCCAUCGCAAAUGCUCGUUUGGGUUCCGGCAGCAUUCAGGGUCUGACUCGUGCUGUAAACCAGAGCAGCAGUGUGGUCCAUGCAGCCCCACCCCGGAAAGCUGGAAUAUCUCCGCUGGUGUCGUUCUGUGACACACGGGUGCUCCUGAGACCAGCAUCUGGUGUCCCACAGCCUGGGGCCAGAGAACCGGUGUUGGCGGUUGGCUUCCUUCUGCACCACUCUUAGCCCAAGUGAGCUCUUCUGGUUGUGUGUGUAAUGCAAGCCACGAGGGGGAGGCACCCGCGCUUUCUUCGAGCUCCCCCCCAUCAGAUACUUGCUGGCACCCGUCUUGCCUUGAGCCUACCAGCAAACCCGCUUUCUUUGCAGAGACGUUUUGAUGGACAAAAAGGGCCUGCUGCCCCACGGCUGGCUUGGGCCCCUAACCUGGCCCCUUCCAGCGUGGCUCUGGAGGCCCGGAACCGUUCUCCGAUCAGAGACGCUCAGUAACAUUCGCGUUAAGUCGGGGAAUUCUUUCCGGGGGGGAGGGGGGAGUUGGUUGUGGGUGGAAGCCCAAGCGGAGAUGAUCCAGCUCUGUUUCUCCACCACGCCCUCUCUUCCUAGAAAGUAUGAGAGCAGAUAUGUAAAUACUAAUAUAUUCUAGUUUGCUUGGA
Pelodiscus sinensis (Chinese soft-shelled turtle) is the source of this 3991-nucleotide messenger RNA. Lineage: Eukaryota; Metazoa; Chordata; Testudines; Trionychidae. The record is from RefSeq and is a predicted model, not a curated record.